This is a messenger RNA of Fusarium keratoplasticum, 1371 nucleotides long. RefSeq lists its product as uncharacterized. Gene Ontology annotation, biological process: late endosome to vacuole transport via multivesicular body sorting pathway; vesicle budding from membrane. NCBI's taxonomy places the organism in Eukaryota, Fungi, Ascomycota, Sordariomycetes, Hypocreales, Nectriaceae. The transcript is spliced from 2 exons. Gene Ontology annotation, cellular component: multivesicular body; cytoplasmic side of plasma membrane; ESCRT III complex. The record is from RefSeq and is a predicted model, not a curated record. The coding region runs from base 1 to 1371 and encodes 456 amino acids.
AUGGGCGAGCUCGCCGACUACCUCAUUAGAAAUGACCCCAGCUUCGCAAGGUCGAGAUUGCCCGCACGAUACUCGGACUUUCGAUCCCAGCGCACUCUGAACCCAGAUGGCUACCAAGCAAACAUCUCCGCCUGGCGCCAGGCCCUCUCCGACCUCGUUGCUCGGGGUCUCAUCUCCCACCGCGGCUCAGAACCCGAUCACUUUGUCCUGAAUCUCGACGAUGGACUACUGCGAUCCCUCGAGUCCAAGGAGUUUGGUCAACCGCUGGCCUUGGGUACCGUCGUGCGCGAGGCGACCGCUGGACGAGAUUUCAUGCCCCUCAACGACUUUGACAAAUCACAACAGAGUAUAUACCAAAGCAGCUGGUCAAGUUUGCCGUGGAGUCUCAUGGGCUGGACGCUGCGCCAGCUUGGAGUGGUGGAUCCAUCUAGGGGAGAUGAUAAGCUGCCGACUGGCAAGUAUGUGGUGGUCAAGAACGUCGAGGCCGCGGCAAAGGAGCUGGGCGACCUCAUGGCGGAGAGAAGCUCGAGGUUCGAUCGCGUCUUUAGUAAAGCACAAUUCCAAAAGGCCUUCUCAACAGCCUUGGUUAAGGACCAGCGCUUGACAGAUACGGACCUGGAUGUGCUGCUCAAGUUCCUCUCGCGCGAUAAGGGAGUUAUCGAAUAUGACGGAAAGACAAUCCGGAUCAAGGGAUCCGGCGAGCAAGGCGGCAUCACAGAGGAAGACGCCGCUAUUGCUUCCCUCAAGGAAGUGACAGAAAGUCUAAAGCAUCAGACUGAUCUUCUCAACACACGCAUUGACGAGCUCGCACAAACCGCCAAGGACGCCGUCACCCGCAAGAACCGCAUUGCCGCUCUUGCAGCCCUGAAGUCCAAGAAACUCGCCGAGUCGUCCCUCGCCACUCGCUACGCCACCCUCAACCAACUCGAACAAGUGGCUGCCAAGCUCGAGCAGGCCGCUGACAACAUCCAUCUCGUCAAGGUCAUGGAAACGUCGACUGAUGCGCUGGCCAGCCUCAAUGCCCAGGUAGGCAGCGCGGACCGGGUCGACACCGUUAUGGAUCGUUUGCGGGAGCAGAUGACCUCGACGGACGAGGUGGGCGCCAUUUUGGCCGAGUCGACAGGCGCAGUCGUGGACGAGGGCGAGCUCGACGACGAGCUGGAGGCGAUGGAGGCACAGGAGCGCGAGAAGGAGGACAAGGAGACACGGCUCAAGGAGGCAGAGGAGCAGAAGGCGAGGGAGGAGAAGGAGGCGGCCGAGGUACAGAAGAAGCUCGACGCGCUGCCGGCGGUGCCAGCAGAUACCGACGAGAUCCGCGAAAAGGCUCGGACACCGACGUCGGAAACUGGAAUCGCAAACCUGGCGAUAUAG